AUGGGGAAGAAGGAUAAAAAUGAGGAGCGGAAGGAGAGAAUCCUGAAUCUCACACUGGAGAUUAUCUAUCUGCUGACUGGAGAGGGCUACGUCAUCCCUAAGAAGAAGAGCCCAACUGUGGGUUUGGGGGCCCUGCAUGCCCCUGGCUCCGUCAUACAGAAGGAAAAUGACAAGAAGAUCCUGGAACUCAUCUCCAACAUCAUCCAGCUGCUGACUGGAGAGGUUGCCAUAAGGUGUGAGGAUGUUUCCAUCUAUUUUUCCUUGGAGGAGUGGGAGUAUAUAAAAGGAAACAAGGCCCUUUACAGGGAGGGGAGAAAGGAGGAGGAGGAGCCCCAGCAGCUCCGCCCACUGGGAUCGGAACAGCCCCCACCGGCCAAUGGGAUUAAAGAGGAGGCGGCUUCAUGGGAAGGGGAAAACCAAUCAGAUUGCAGCAUUAAUCCCCUUACAGAACAGAUACAAGGAACAGACACGCCUACUCCUAUCAUGGGGUGGAGCCUGAUUAACAAUUCGGCAGAGGAUUAUAUAUCAGUUGUUGUUAAAGAGGAGGCGGCUUCAUGGGAAGGGGGAAAUCACCUUGCAGAGCAAACACAAGAAACAGACACAGAGACGCCCAUGGGGCGGAGCCUGAAUAGCAGCUGCUUCCCUAACGAUACAUCAGACGCCUAUAUGGAGGAAUUACUUUCAUGGGGAACAGACCAUAAUUACUGCAACAUAAGUACAACUACAGGACAGACACUGGGAGUAGAUAAAUUAGCUCCAAUUGUUACAGGACAGACACUGGGAGUAGAUAAAUUAGCUCCUAUUGUGGAGCAUCCGAGAAGUCACACAGGAGAGAAAAGUUUUUAUUGUUCUGAAUGUGAGAAACAUUAUUCCACAUUAUCAUACCUUAACUUCCAUCAAAUACGAAUCCACACAGGGGAGAAACCUUUUUCUUGUUCUGAAUGUGGGAAAUGUUUUUUCACUUCAUCAGACCUUCUUGGCCAUCAACGACGAACCCACACAGGGGAGAGACCCUUUUCCUGUUAUUUUUGUGGGAAGUGUUUUUUCACUUUAUCAGACCUUACUCUCCAUCGGAGACGAACCCACACCGAAGACAAAUCGUUUUCUUGUUCUCAAUCUGGAAAAUGUUUUUUCACUUCAUCAGACCUUAUAGGCCAUCGGCAACAAAUCCACACAGGGGAGAAACCAAAUACUUGUUCCGAAUGUGGGAAAUGUUUCUCUACUUCAUCAAACCUUACUAUCCAUCAACGACAAACCCACACAGGGGAGAAACCAUUUGCUUGUUUGCAGUGUGGGAAAUGUUUUUCAUACAAAUCACGCCUUAAAGAUCAUCAAAUAACCCACACAAGGGAAAAACCUUUUUCUUGCUCUGAAUGUGGAAAAUGUUUUUCAAACCAAUCACUCCUUAAAACUCAUCACAGAACCCACACAGGGGAGAAACCUUUUUCUUGUCCUGAAUGUGGGAAAUGUUUUUCAGUCCAAUCACGCCUUAAAGAUCAUCAAAGAAUCCACACAAGGGAAAAAUCUUUUUCUUGUUCUGAAUGUGGGAAAUGUUUUUCAAACCAAUCCCAGCUUAAAACCCAUUACAGAACUCACACAGGGGAGAAACCAUUUUCUUGUUCUGAAUGUGGGAAAUGUUUUUCACACCGAUCCCACCUUAAAACUCACCAUAGAACUCACACAGGGGAGAAACCGUAUUCUUGUUGUGAAUGUGGGAAAUGUUUUGCCACUUCGUCACAACUUACUGUGCAUCAACGACGAAUCCACACAGGAAAGAAACCUUUUUCUUGUUCUGAAUGUGGGAAAUGUUUUGCACGUAACAGUAUUCUAAUAAAACACUUACAGAUUCACAGAGGGGGGAAACCAUAAGCUUGUUCUUAUGGCAAACAUUUCUCUCACAUCAUUUUCAAAAUAUUUUGCCACGUUAUCAGACCUUUGUCUAUUGAUGAGGAACCCACACAAGGGAGAAACCAUUUUCUUGUUUUGAAUGUGGACAAUGUUCUACAAAUCAGGCAAAUUGAUCCGUUAGUGGAGCCACUUUGUGCUCCAUAAAUUAGGGCAAGACCAAGAACGUUACUUUGCAGCCUGAUGGACACAGGUGAAUGCUCAGACAGGUGCCCCAUAAUGCUUUUCCCACGGCACUGGCUCCCCAUUGGGAACUGAGGGACCUCAUUUCAUGCUUAGUUCCCAGACACUGGAAUAUAUCUCUGCCCCCCACCAACAGAUAAUAUUCUGGGUGUUUUCUGUAUAAAAGUCGGGACGUGACGUGUCAGGCUGAUUGAUCGGUACAUUUUAUAUUGGUUUAUAUGUUUUUCAGUUGCAAAAUGAGUGUUUGUUAUUAUUAGCCAAAUUCAGUAGCAGCUGAAAACGAUGGGGCAGAUAUAAUGUUUGUAAUUUAAUGUUUACUGCGAUUCAAGUGUUUUUUGUGCUAGAUCUCACAAACUCGAAUUACUUCAAAUCAGGUAUUUAUUAAAGGCAUUCUAUCAUGA
Xenopus tropicalis (tropical clawed frog) is the source of this 2489-nucleotide messenger RNA. Its product is annotated as oocyte zinc finger protein XlCOF22-like. Gene Ontology annotation, cellular component: nucleus. The record is from RefSeq and is a predicted model, not a curated record. The transcript is spliced from 6 exons. The coding region runs from base 1 to 1869 and encodes 622 amino acids. Gene Ontology annotation, biological process: regulation of DNA-templated transcription. NCBI's taxonomy places the organism in Eukaryota, Metazoa, Chordata, Amphibia, Anura, Pipidae.